GUUAACUCUGCCACAAGUGGGAAAAAUAUGUUGAACUAAACAAGAGUUGGGGAGAGAAAGCUGGAUUUCCUGAGCACAUUCAAACUGCAUUAACGGGAUUAUUAUCUCUUUGGCGGCGAGAGGAGAAAUUAAAAAAUAUGUAGGAGCUGUGCGUAAAAAUCCACAAGAUUCCUGCGAGGGGUUGACCGUCGGAGGGAGGAUUGUGCCAAAGUGCGACUUGAGGAGCAGCUUAUUCAUGCAAAUUCAUAAAAUCAUAGGCGUGCCUUUGGGCGAUGGAGUCACAGCCGGAAAAGCAAACCCCCUCCUGGAUCAUCAGCGACCUUCAAAGACUGUGAUGCGCAGCGCUCGGACGCAUUGACAGUGGCACCGGGGACAAUGUUUUAAAAGCGCAGAGAAAGAGAAGAGAAAGUUAGGUCUCGUUUUCUACACGCUCCUAGACUGGCUGCACUUCUUCGUCAACACAACCACCAGCUCAGUUGCUGCGCCACUGGAUCUCCAGCCACAGACUUUUUGCGCAAACUGCUUCAACUAUCACUAUUUGCCUUGGGUUUUUUAAUUUCUUUUUAUUUUAUUUCUACAUGUUUACAGUCAAUUCGGACGACUUCAGAUACUAGGAGUCCUGAUGCGGAUGAAGUUGCUGCCACCCUACUUUAAACAAUCCACGCAGUAAAGAGAUCACUGAUUUGUUCCUAUUUUCAGAAGACUAUUUAAUUAUUUUUUUAUUUUAUUUAAAUCGCUGAGGACUUUUCACUCUUCACCAUGUCAGAAGACGACAGUAGCUCCACCACCAGCUACAUGUCUGACACCGAAGGCAGCAACGUUAGCGUCCUCAACUGGGAGCAAGUGCAGCGGCUGGACGCCAUCCUGACGGAGACCAUCCCGAUCCACGGCCGGGGGAACUUCCCCACUCUGGAGAUGCAGCCGCGGCAGAUCGUUAAAGUGGUGCGUAGUCGGAUGGAGGAGAAACAGAUCCACGUCCGGGACGUUCGGUUAAACGGCUCUGCAGCCAGCCACAUUCUGCACGGGGAUAGCGGACUGGGUUAUAAGGACCUUGACCUCAUAUUUUGCGCAGAUAUGAAAGGUGAAAGUGAUUUCCAGACUGUGAAGGACAUAGUUUUGGACUGUCUCCUGGAUUUUCUACCCGACUGUGUGAAUAAAGAGAAAAUAACCCCGUUAACGUUAAAGGAAGCCUAUGUGCAGAAGAUGGUGAAGGUGUGUAAUGACUCAGACCGCUGGAGUCUCAUCUCCCUCUCCAACAACCGAGGAAAGAAUGUGGAGCUGAAGUUUGUGGACUCUCUCCGGAGGCAGUUUGAGUUCAGCGUGGACUCCUUUCAGAUCAAAUUGGACUCCCUGCUGCUGUUCUACGAGUGCUCAGAGAACCCAAUGGCCGAGACCUUCCACCCCACCAUCAUGGGCGAGAGUGUGUAUGGGGACUUCAGCGAGGCCCUGGACCACCUACGUCACAAGAUCAUCUGCACCCGGAACCCGGAGGAGAUCCGAGGCGGGGGACUGCUGAAGUACUGUCACCUGCUGGUGAGGGGUUUCCGGGCCGCCUCCGAGUCAGAGAUGAAGUCCCUGCAGCGCUACAUGUGCUCACGCUUCUUCAUUGACUUCCCUGACAUCGGCGAGCAGCAGCGCAAGCUGGAGUCCUACCUUCAAAACCACUUUGUGGGCCUGGAGGACCGCAAGUAUGACUACCUGAUGACCCUCCACGGAGUGGUCAACGAGAGUACAGUGUGCCUGAUGGGUCACGAGAGGCGGCAGACCUUAGGGCUCAUAGCCAUGCUGGCGGUGCGCGUGCUUGCAGAGCAGAAUGUCAUCCCCAAUGUGGCUAAUGUUACAUGUUACUACCAACCUGCUCCUUAUGUGGCAGAUGGCAACUUCAGUAACUACUACAUAGCACAGGUUCAGCCGGUGUUUGCUUGCCAGCAGCCUGCAUACUCCACCUGGCUGCCGUGUAACUGAGUCAGCCCCGAGGAAAAGGUGGAGGGAGAGAGUCUGAUUUGUUUAAACAGGAGUGAGCAGCAUAGUCGCCGCCUCAAACCUGCCCAGUGUUUGACAGCUGACAGAAAAAAGGAGUCUUCUUUUUAAUGUUUUGCAUCAAAGCUUGUGUUUUUGUUCAUACGUUAAGUAUGAGCAGUUGGCUUUCACUUCAAGUACGUAUCUCAAUGUGAAUAUCUCACAUUUCUUGAAACGCCAACAUCAUUCUGAUCCUGCCCAGGCCAGCCAGGUUUGGAAAAGACUAAUUUGGGUAGCUUGGAAUUAAAGGCUAAAUGCAAAAGUGCGAUGGCCUUGAAUGCAAGCAGCAGAACUGUCAUCAAAACUGCACAAGACUGAUUGAAUCUGUCAAGAACUGAUUAGCCAGCACGUUCCGGCAGCAGACCAAACGGCUGCAUCAGUGCCCUGAAGUUGACAGCUACUCCACACACACACUUACACACUCGAGGUGAAAUCAGAGGUGUGUGUGCAGGGCUCCAAAACGAGCACCCUGGACUCUGCUUUACGUCAGCUCAACUGAGGUGAGAUGAAACUAGUUUGGGUAUCAAACUGGCAUCUCCGCCUUGCAUUUGGAUAUAAUUAUGGUUGUUUACAGACCAAAGAUUUUUUUGAUUGUUUCUAACAUUAAAACCCGAUUUUGAUGGGGGAAAACAAACAAAAUAUGAAGCUAUGUCUAUUUGUAUAUGUGAACAUCUGUGUGUUUUAAGUGCCUAUAAAAGAAUGAGCAGGCCAUAUGAUUUUUGUGAAUUAGCCCCACUCUUGUUUAUAGUCAGGCACACAAGACAAUAGCACCCCAGAGGCUUGUGAAUGUAUAAGUGAAAUCAUGCAGUCAGUGUUUGCGUAUGUUUGGAUGAAAAAGAGCACCGUGUGUUAGUGUGGAUUUUGCAGUAAAGUAGCAGUCACUUGUGCAAUUGUUGCAAGAUUCACAUUUUUCACGCAGAUAUUUGGACAUUUUUAUCCAAACAUGCUGUAUUGCAUGUCCCAAAUUAACAAAGGCGAUGUGCAUUUGUUAUGAGAACGGAUGACAAGCAUUUCAGAUCAUCAGCAACACAGAAAUGUUCACUCACACAAAAUUUCCUGUAUAUUUUGUACAGUGGUGCUUCUCUUUUUCUCAUCCGAGAAAAAAAACAAGUUCACACAAGAAGUAGUUAGGAGACUGAGGGAGAGGAAAGACUGCAUUCAGAGAGCUGGUGUCUGUUCCCUACGCUUCCUCCUACAGUAGAAGGAUAUUUGCAGAGACACCUCAGAUGAUGAGACACUAUUUGCUGUAGCACCCUGGCAGGGAAUUCCUCAGCUGCUGCUGAAGAGCUUGAACUUAGCUGGGGUUGGGUCUGCAGACGCUCUGUUCAGGGUUCAGAAAAUGUUGUGCCAAACAUUUUUUUGGUCCCACUUAUAGCCCCUGAAGUUUAAUAGAGCCAUAUGUUGACGUAGAGAAAGUUGCUGUGUUGAUAUAGAAGACGGGUAAACAGACAGGAGAGGGAGAAAAAGGGAGAGAAAGGAAAACGUUAAAAGGCAGGAGGGAGAGUGAGUCGGUCUGGAGAGAUGGGUGCAGCUGGUGAUGGGGUUUAUCUCUCCGGGGCUACCAUGCUUUACUGUACAAACUGUCUCUGUUGAGGUCAGACUACAACUUCACGGACAGUGCUGCAGCUCUCCCCUUUUUUCAGGGAGACCAAAACUUUCUGUUAUCAGCAUUUGCUCUCUGUUUUAAUCAUGUGAUUGUUGUUAUAAAACGAGUGAAAGAAAACUGCAUUCAAACCAGCUUCAGGAGACUUUAAGUUGCAACCUGUGUUUCAUCUGUGAGGUUGCUUUAAUGACGCUUAUUCUUGUUUUUUAAGCUUCAUUUCACACCAUUUUAAAGAACUGUGUACAUAUAUGAUUACAUGCUUCAGCUUUGCCAACUCACUUACUCCUUGCAAACUAUCCUGCAGCCUUUACUGAUGGCAGAUAGAGAAAAUAAAUGGUAAUUACAAGCAUAAAAAAUGGUAGUUUAGGCCCAGAAGACCAGCAUCAACUCAAUACUGAGUUGAAAAGAGAAGUUCUCUUGCUGAAAAAUCAUUUCUUUCUCAUCUUCUGAUUCUGAUAAUCCAUAACUGCUCUGUUCAGCUGUUUCAUGUUCUCAGCGACUGUCCACGUCAAUGAUAUCCUUUGGAUUGUGCAGGCAAUGUAUUGUCAUUUUAUACUCAGUGAAGUCCAGCUGACUAGCUAGCUAGCUCCAGUCUGCCUGUCAGUUAGUGAUCGUGCCUGUCAGUUAGAGAUCGUGGGUUACUGCAUUGUCUUGUAUGCGUCGUCUCAAAUAUCUGUUUCUGUCCAUGCAGUCUUUUGCAAAUCACACUUUGAAAAAGACAGAAAAAAAGAUCUUUGUCUUGUAUGUAUAUUUUUUAUGAUUGUUAUUUUUAUAAAUGUAUCAGACACUGCGGGUGUUGCAGUGCUUUUGAAUCUGUGAUUGGGCUUCAAAGGAUAUGUUCUCAAUAGCUUUUUUGCUAUAUUAUGUUAUGUGUCCAAUGGGUCAAAAGGUU
Molecule: messenger RNA, 4514 nt
Organism: Epinephelus moara (kelp grouper)
Lineage: Eukaryota; Metazoa; Chordata; Actinopteri; Perciformes; Serranidae
Gene: tent5aa
Product: terminal nucleotidyltransferase 5Aa
Exons: 2
Coding region: 760-1965 (401 amino acids)
Biological process (GO): mRNA stabilization
Molecular function (GO): poly(A) RNA polymerase activity; RNA binding
Source: RefSeq, a predicted model, not a curated record